AUGAACAAAACUAGUUCAAUGUCCUCUUACCUUGUGCAGGCUGACCAGUGCAGUGGCCUUCAAGGGUUCCUGGUCUUCCACAGCUUCGGAGGAGGCACAGGCUCUGGAUUCACGUCCCUCUUGAUGGAGCGUCUCUCAGUGGAGUUUGGGAAGAAGUCCAAGCUGGAGUUCUCGGUGUACCCUGCCCCACGGGUCUCCACUGCGGUGGUGGAACCCUACAAUUCCAUCCUGACCACCCACACCACGCUGGAGCACUCGGACUGUUCUUUCAUGGUGGACAAUGAAGCCAUUUAUGACAUCUGCAACCGGAACCUUGAUAUCGAGCAUCCCUCCUACACCAACCUGAACAGGCUGAUAGCCCAGAUAGUGUCGUCCAUCACG
Messenger RNA from Chrysemys picta bellii (western painted turtle), 381 nucleotides. NCBI's taxonomy places the organism in Eukaryota, Metazoa, Chordata, Testudines, Emydidae. The record is from RefSeq and is a predicted model, not a curated record.